Messenger RNA from Aspergillus chevalieri, 1338 nucleotides. Its product is annotated as putative nucleoside hydrolase. The transcript has 5 exons. Gene Ontology annotation, biological process: purine nucleoside catabolic process. Gene Ontology annotation, molecular function: purine nucleosidase activity. Lineage: Eukaryota; Fungi; Ascomycota; Eurotiomycetes; Eurotiales; Aspergillaceae. Gene Ontology annotation, cellular component: cytosol. The record is from RefSeq and is a predicted model, not a curated record. The coding region runs from base 1 to 1338 and encodes 445 amino acids.
AUGCCAGCGCAAAAGAUCAUUAUCGAUACCGAUCCGGGUAUCGAUGAUAUCCUUGCCCUUUUGCUGGCCCUCUCGGCCAAGAAGGAAGAAGUCGAAAUUCAGCUUAUCUCGUUGACCUUUGGUAAUAUCGAAGUGCGGAGCUGUCUUCGAAAUGCUAUCUCGAUGUUCCAUAUCCUCGAACGCGAAAUGCAAUGGCGUCGUGAGCAAGGACUGAACGAAGGAUUCGAGGCUUUGCAGGCCUUCAAACCGGUCAUCGCCGUGGGUGCUGAGGAUCCGUUGGAGGCUCAGAAGAUGUUGGCCGAUUAUUUCCGUACGUAUCUAUGUGGAAGAAUUGGAGGAUGCGGAUCUAUGGUUGCUAACUUAGCAUCAGAUGGACGGGAUGGACUUGGUGGAAUUCAUGCUAGUCACCCUCACCUCACGCCCAAGGAGACUUGGGAGCACCUCUUUGACCCAACUGCGGACGACCUUGUCAUAGACCCCGUGCCGGCAGGAGGAAACAUAUCGCAACGAUCAUUUGUCCCCUCCAAACGCCCCGCCCACCAGGAGAUCCUCCGCGUCCUGGCUGAGAACGAUCCCGAAACAGUUACAAUUGUCGCUGUUGGUCCCUUGACAAAUUUGGCACUGGCUGCUUCUGCGGACCCAGAGACCUUCCUACGGGCCAAGGAAGUCGUCGUCAUGGGUGGAGCUGUGAACAUGCCUGGAAAUGUCACGCCGGUAGGUGAAUUCAAUGCAUACGCCGAUGCCUUUGCAGCUGCACGAGUUUACGCUCUCACUUCGCCUCGCCCGCACACUACCCUCCCACCCAUGAGCAACCUCAGUCUCCCACCGUACCCCACUCAACUCAGCAAGCAGCUCACGGUCCGCAUAUUCCCUCUCGACAUCACCGAACGUCAUGGAGUCAAGCGAGGUCAGUUCCGACAAGCAGUCACCCCUUUCCUGGAGAAAGGCUCUCCACUAGCCGAAUGGGUGUCGGCCUUCAUGGCACACAGCUUCCACACUGUUGAGACCUUGAGUCCCGGUAAUGAGGGGGAUGCGGCGGAGCUGAGCUUGCACGAUCCCGUCUGCGUGUGGUACGCAUUGACGGCGGCGGACCCAGGCUGGAAGCCAUCUGCCGCCUCGCCAGAGGAUAUUCGCAUCGACACGACCGGCCAAUGGACGCGGGGGAUGUGCAUUGUGGACCGACGGAAUCGGAACAAGGUUGAAGGGGAAGACGAGAGCCCCAGUGAUCACGGCCUAUGGCUGAACACCAAGUCUGGAAAUAGGAUCUUGCGGAUGGACGAGUCGCCGGUGGAGGCGAACUUUGGAGAGAUUCUGCUUAAGAGGGUGUUCGGCUGUUAA